Molecule: messenger RNA, 1989 nt
Organism: Tigriopus californicus
Lineage: Eukaryota; Metazoa; Arthropoda; Copepoda; Harpacticoida; Harpacticidae
Product: dynein axonemal heavy chain 5-like
Exons: 8
Coding region: 142-1989 (615 amino acids)
Biological process (GO): microtubule-based movement
Cellular component (GO): dynein complex
Molecular function (GO): dynein light intermediate chain binding; dynein intermediate chain binding; minus-end-directed microtubule motor activity
Source: RefSeq, a predicted model, not a curated record
CUGAUCCCACUCAACUUGGGACGACGCAGAAGGCGUUUGAAGCUUAUGGAACAACGUCAAACCCGAGCCAAGGACAAUGUUAACUCAAAGUGAACUCAAGUUAAAUACCAAUUGACCGAAUCUUACGGAACCAAAUUCAACAUGGCGACUCGGGAGGAGGAACUUCAAAAGAAGAGGGAGGAGGCGGAGCGCAAGGCCCGACGAGGAGAGAUCGAUCCCACCCAUGAGUUCACCAUUCAAAUCAUCGCCCAAUUGAGCGGGCUUUUGCGUCACGAGAUCAUGGACUUUAUGUUCUCCAACCCGACCAUGUUGGAUGAUUUGGACUUCCUCUACAAAUCCGAUUCGGCCAGGAAGCUCAUGUUCUACUACCAGGACGAGGAGGUCAAAUUGGAACAGACGGAUGAAGCGGCCGCGAAGGCCAAAAAGGGGGGCAAACGCAAAGGCAAAGAGCCCAAAGAGGCCAAAGAACAAGUGAUAACGAAGAAGAUCCUUGCCGUUCAAGAUGGAACAGAGUUGGGGCUCACGGGCAUCGGAAUUUAUUUCAUUCGAACCUCGAGCAAGCGAACACUUGGAGAAGAAACAUUCCAAAGGGAGAUCAUGUGUGGCAUUUUGAACGCUCAGGAGGGUGAUUAUUUGCUAUGGUACAUUGAGCGGACCGUUUCCAAAAUCUACAUUCCUGUCCUACUCUCUUCGUGCAUGGGCGACAAGGGAUGCAAGGAACUCCUCGUGAAGGUUAAAAAGGAGCUCCUUCCAUGCCUGAGGUCGUUCACGUCGUCGUUACGCGUGGCUGAACUGGUUUGGAAAGAAGGUACCCUCAUCAGGGAUUACCCACCCGAGGCGUACAAGAUCAAAAACCUGGAUGAUGUAUGGGAGUACCUCAAAACCGAGAACGCCGUCCAGCAUUUCGAGUCCUACAUACGAGGAUGGAUGAAGCAGAUCCAAGAACUCCUCCUGGAAAGCGAGCAACUUCGCCUGGAAACCGACGAUGCCGGCCCUCAGGACGAAUUGGAAUAUUGGAAAGCGCGUGGGGCGAAAUUAACACUGUUGGUGGAUCAGAUCAACACACCACCAGCUCGAAUGACUUUGGUCACCCUGAGAGCGGCACAAUCCAAGAUCUUGAAAGUGUGGAAUAACAUCGACCGCAGGAUUACCAAAUAUCAUGUGGAGGCUGCGGAUAACGCCAAGUUUUUGGGUGCGAUUGAAAAGUCGAGUCAUUCGAUUUAUUUAGAGGAUCCCGCUCACAUGAAGGAGUCUUUGAUGAGAGUCAUUCAAAUUGUGAAAAUGAUCUACAAUGUCUCACAUCACUACAACACUCCAGAGAGAGUGGCCUCACUUUUGGUCAAGAUCACUAACCAGGUUAUCAGGACAUGCAAACGAUACAUCACCGAGGGGGGUCGAAAAACCAUUUGGAACCAAGAUCGAUUGAGGGUUGAAGAGAAAUUGAUGCAAUGCAUCAAGUUGAAUCAAGGCUACAAGGACGCCUACUCUCGAGUGAAGAACAAAAAGGUGGCCAAAGAGAUCCGAGAGUUCAGUUUCAGCGAGAAAUACAUCUUUGGGCGCUUUGACUCAUUUUGCACUCGUUUGCGAAACCUCCUGAGCAUGUUCAAGAAGAUCAACCUCUACACGCGACUUUUUGACGAACGAAUGGAGGCACUUCUCCCCGAAGAGACCUUGGAAGACGAUUUCAAGACCUUUGAUUCGGCCGUGAGGGUGCUGACCUUGCGUGACUACGAUUACUUGGACUUUCGCAACGAAGCCUUCGACAAAGAUUACGUGGAGUUCCUUACACGAAUGGAAACAGUCACGGAAAAGCUUCAACACAAGUUGGAAACCACCUAUGACGGUGUUUGGGACACGCCUCAUUCCUUCCAAUACUUGCCCAGAUUUGAGAAACUCUCCGAAGACAUUCCCGUGGGCGUAUUGGCCGAUAAAUACAUGCGAAUGAUCAACACCUUCAGCAUGGAAAUGGAUCGGAUUUCCAACACCUGA